Messenger RNA from Rattus norvegicus (Norway rat), 3677 nucleotides. The record is from RefSeq and is a predicted model, not a curated record. Lineage: Eukaryota; Metazoa; Chordata; Mammalia; Rodentia; Muridae.
UGUUUCUACUGGGACCAGACUAGUUCCAGUUAGCACAAUGCAAAUGAAGUUUGCUGGAAUGUGAACUAGAAUGGGGCGGGGGCUACUCUGUUUCCAAAUUCCUAUGGCCUUUUUGGCCAGUGGGGUCUGUAGGUGUGCAGAAGUUCUUUGCUCCCAUGUCUCCCAGCCGUUACCCAGAGAAAGGCGUCUCUCUGAGCCACAUACUGUUAGUCCCCAACGCAGCGGGAGAAGACUCAUAGAGAUCUGUCAGUUCCCAAGAGGCUUGAAGGGGUUGAGGGGCUUGGGAGGGUGGCAGCAACCUAUAGGGAGCAUCUUCAAUGCCUGAGAACACCACCAGCUCGACACCGGCCGCUGUCCUCGUUUCUGGAGAGACAGGGUUGAGACAAGGAAUACAGGCGACAAUCUAAGCUGCCUUCAGCCCCGUGUAGCACGGGCCGGACAGAGCUGAUGCGGGUCCGCUACUAAACGUGCUCCGGGAGCUUCCCGGUGCUGCGUGCUAGGCCCCAGCUUUUUAAAAAAUUCCGGGACCGCUCCGCGGCGCUGCGAUUGGCCGCGGCCCCUUAACCUCUAUGCAAAUGAGGCCGCGCAGCCUCCGCGUCGCUGGAGACCGGUGGAGUUGGCAAGCGAGGAAGGGACGUUGGCACCGGGGCUGGGCGGGCUCAUCCAGAGCGGGGCCGGCAGGGACCCGCGCGCAGCUGUCCGGUGCCUGCGCGUCCUGGAGCAGAAGGGACGCCCCCCCAGCCUCGUAGCCCCCUCCCCUUGCUUUCCCUCCCGCCCCUCCCCCCGCCUGCCUGCCCGCACCACCUUCCUUCCACCCAGCCCCGCUCUAAAGGGAGUUCUUGGUUUCCUCCGAUUUCUUAUGAACCCAGGAUGGGCAGCAAGGAAGAUGUGGGGAAGGGAUGUCCGGCGGCCGGUGGCGUCUCCAGCUUCACCAUCCAGUCCAUCCUGGGCGGGGGCCCCUCCGAGGCACCGCGGGAGCCCGCCGGGUGGCCAGCCAGGAAACGCAGCUUGUCUGUGUCCUCGGAGGAGGAGGAGCCGGAGGAAGGCUGGAAGGCUCCGGCUUGCUACUGCCCAGAUCCGCACGGCCCCAAGGAGCCAAGCCCUAAGCACCAUCCCCCCAUCCCUUUCCCUUGCCUGGGUACCCCCAAGGGCAGCGGAGGCGCAGGGCCUGCGGCCUCGGAGCGCACGCCUUUCCUUUCUCCUUCUCACCCGGACUUUAAGGAAGAGAAGGAGAGGCUCUUGCCCGCAGGCUCGCCUUCUCCGGGCCCGGAGCGGCCACGGGACGGCGGUGCAGAGCGCCAAGCCGGAGCGGCCAAGAAGAAGACGCGCACCGUCUUCUCCCGCAGCCAAGUGUACCAGCUCGAGUCCACCUUCGACAUGAAACGCUACCUUAGCAGCUCGGAGCGCGCUUGCCUCGCCUCCAGCCUGCAGCUCACCGAGACCCAGGUUAAGACUUGGUUUCAGAAUCGCCGCAACAAGUGGAAGCGACAGCUUUCCGCCGAGCUAGAGGCGGCCAACAUGGCACACGCGUCGGCGCAGACUCUCGUGGGCAUGCCGUUGGUAUUUCGGGACAGUUCGCUACUGCGAGUGCCGGUGCCACGCUCUCUCGCCUUUCCGGCUCCGCUCUAUUACCCCAGCAGCAAUCUCUCGGCCUUACCGCUCUACAACCUGUACAACAAGCUUGACUACUGACACGCCCGCUGGCUCCCGGGGCGCCUCUGGUCGCCUGCAGUUGCCUGCAUAGUCCGGCGCGGUCGGUAUCCUUACUGGGGCUCCGGAGCAGAGCGGCGCGUGUCCAGAAAUAUUAAGAAAUACACCAUGUGUAUUCGUUAUGUCUUAUUUAUGGCCUCUUCCCUACUUUUUGGGUUUUUUGUUUUGUUUUGAGUAUUUAUCCGCAUUCCUCACACCAGAGCACCUGCUUUCUACACAAAACCAAACCAACACGCCACGCGUAUGAAACUAUUUUGGAAGGGGAGAUUCUCGGGUAGUGGUGGGAAAGGGGGUUUUGAUUGGCCGGUAGCAAGAAAAAAAACAUCAGAAAAAUACCAACAAAACCAGGUAGUCUUUCUCCCAUAUAUACACCUGUAUAUGUAUAUAAAUAGUGUACAAGGACACAAUCUCAGCCGAGCGGAGCCCACUAGGACGUUGGCCAUUGAACCAAUCACUUCUCUUUAUUCCCUUCAUCUUGAGGAUGAGUAGGGGUGAAACGAGGAGAGUACAGAUCUGUAAAUAUUUUUAAAGAGAAAAAAAAUAAAACGUUUUAAACAUGGUUGCUAACUUUGGAGGGAUUGUCCCACCAGAAAGCGCGCAGAGGAGUUUCUGGAUUUUUAGCGCCAGGGCGAGCAAGAUUCUGUUUCCUCUCUCCGCCCCCACGGUCUUGCUCUCACCACGUGAAGGUGGGGUUGGGCUCAGAGGUUAAAGGUCGGGAUAUUGGGGCUGCCCAGGUAGCACGUGACUGAAGCUGCCUACAGAACAACACAGUUUCCACGACCCAGGUGUGCGGGUUGGGAUGCGCUCUGAGAUAGAAUCCAGAUCCCGAGCCCGCGCCGCGAAAGACUAAGCCAGGAGCCUGGCUGCUGACCCGGUUGCCUCUGGGAAUGAGCCGGGCAAGGAGGUGAACAUCUCCCUGGUACUGGGAUCUCGGUUUUUUGGGCUAGACAAAGCUGGGAACACCAGGAAAAGCCGGAACCCUGGCGCGCUCUUGGCGUCCUCCUGUGCGGAGUAAAACUGGAGUGUGAGAAAGCGUCAGCUUGGGGUCCAGAGCCCCACGCGACCCGCUUGCAGCCCUCGCAGGGUUCUCCGGCUAGGGACACAGUUGCGGGUUCUGCGCAGAGCUGGAAGUGAUGCCUAAAGGUCAGAUUUCGUUGGAGGGAUUCGUGGAGCAGGUGACACAGGCGCUUCCCUAUUUUUUUUUUUUUAUAGUUGUUAAAUUUGCACUGUGAGUGACCAAAUGGUCGGAUCAUUGGCCAACACUCAGCAGCUGUUUCUGAAUCGAGCCUUGAGGAUUGCAGUGCCCAGCCUCCUGCCUGCCUGCCUGCCUGCAUGCAGGGCUGGGGAGGCGCUGCACCCAGAGAACUGCAGCGCCAGGACCAUGCAAAUCGCAGCACUGUACUUCCUCUACGUUUUAAUAGCAUCCACCUGUUUCUUGCUAAACGUCGGAAAUGGGUGCUGGAGCUUGGCCUCAGAUCGAGUUAUUAGGUCCGGCCCACCUCCUCUCAGUGGUUGACCUGGGUGUGAGAAGCUAGGAGUCUGCAGCGCCAAGACCCUAUUUCUUCAGAAAAAAACUGGUGCCUGAGGGGCCUGUCUCUUUGAGCCAAGAGGCAUCGAAAUGACUUGCAUUUUGUAGAAAUUCACAGGAUGUAAACGUUUACAUGACCCAUACCGUUCCGUGAAAAAUGCCUGGCCGAAGAGCUUUGCCCAUUUUCUUAUCACAUUAUAUUUUAUAAAACCUGCAAUUCCUCCGAGGUGACUUCAGAUGGAUGCUACUCAAGAAUGCACCCGACAAUACUAGGUUGGUUGACUUGCAUUUAUUUUAUUUUAGCUGUGUUCACAUCAAUAAGUAUUUGUUGAGGUCCCAACAUGUGCUAAGAAGCCACACUAAGCUUGGGGUGGUCAAAAGGAGAACGCAGAGAGGCCUAUCCGUUCUUUUCUUACUUAUUAAAUAUGUUUCCCAUUGC